UCUCAAGUUAGCUUGUUAGCGUCAGUAGCAAGUUCCCUUUUGUGUUAAUUUGCAGUAGAACUUUUAUUUUGAAAUUGCAUCACAAACCCUCUUGCUGACAGCAGAACAAAUACACACAGAGCCCAGCCUCAACUUUCGACCUGUUGUUGGACAUUUCAAACAUGUAGCUAACAGAACUGCCCGAAAAUACGAGACUCGUGACUUGAUUUGGUCUUCGCUGAAUUCGAGGAUGAAGCGGAUCCACUCAGGUCAAGACUCCGGCCCUUCAGUGUGAUGCUCAGGGACUCCUGCAGCUUGGCUCUUAGAGACGGCGCACCAUGCUGUCCCCAUCCUUAAUGCAGCCACUCAGAAGGAGAGCGUGAUCUGCGGUGGAUGUUGAAAGGCGCAUCCUAAGAGCAGAAGAGGAGAGAUUAUCUGCAGUCUAGCCCUACCACGUCCUCCAGCUUCGUCCAUCUGCUCCCCUCCAACACCCCUCUAUCCCCUCGUUCUUUUCUUGCUUCAUCCCUUCUUUCUCUUUCUGUAUCUUUCUGUGAGGAUGGAUGGUACAGAGCACCUGCAGGCUAGUCUGAACUCCUCCUACAUUUCUGCGCUCCACUCGUCCUCCAUGUCUGACGAGGAGCAGGAGGUGAAGGCUGAGGGUGAAGACCGCUCGCCCCUCCUCACACAUUCGCAGCAGCCCGCCGGCCCAUUGAGCGCCCGCCACCGGCCGCACGACACCUAUUGCCUGGUGUAUGGCAUCUUCUUCCUUAUGGGCAUCGGCUCUCUGCUGCCCUGGAACUUCUUCAUCACGGCCAAGCAGUACUGGCUCUACAAACUGAGCAACAGCUCCAGCUCAGAAGGACACGAGGAGCCCCAAACUGACCACAGCGACUACUUUGAGAGCUACCUUGCCAUUGCCUCCACUGUUCCUUCAGUGCUGUGCCUCAUCCUCAACUACCUCCUGGUGAACAGGUUGUCCUCUGAAGUGCGGAUCCUGUCCUCUUUGGUUGUGAUCCUGGUGGUGUUUGUGGUCACCACAGUGCUGGUGAAGGUGGAUGUGUCAGGCUGCAGGGGGCAGUUUUUUGCAGGCACACUGGCCAGUGUUGCUUUGGUCAGUGGAGCUUCCAACCUCCUCAGCGGCAGCGUUUUCGGCAUUAGUGGCCACUUCCCCAUGAGGAUAUCUCAAGCCCUCAUAUCAGGUCAGGCUAUGGGUGGUACUCUGAGCGCAGUGGCGGCCGUGGUGGAUCUGGCUGCUGCCGGUGAUGUGACCACUAGUGCACUUGCCUACUUCCUCACUGCUGAUGUCUUCAUCCUUCUUUGCAUCGUGAUGUACCUGCUGCUGCCCAAACUGGCCUACUCGAAGUACUACAUGGAGGCAGCCUGCACUGGUCCUCCUACAUCAGACAGUAUUCUCCCCCAUUCUGAAUCCAACGGCCACGGCAGUCCAACUGCAGUCUCCGUGCCCCCCCUCAGGCCCAUCCUGAGGAAGACCUGGGUGCUGGGCUUUUGUGUCUUCUACGUCUUCUUCGUCUCCAUUAUGAUCUUCCCAGCCAUCUCUUCAGGCAUCCAGUCAGUAGACCAAGACUCAGGCAACCCCUGGACCACCGUCUACUUUGUGCCACUCACCAGUUUCUUCCUGUACAACGUGUCUGACUUCUGUGGCCGGCAGGUGACCGCCUGGCUGCAGGUGCCAGGUCCCACCAGUCGGCUGCUGCCCACACUGGUUCUCUGCAGGACCGUCCUGGUGCCACUUUUCAUGUUCUGUAACUACAAGCCGCGGCACCACCUGGACCAGGUGUUUUUUCGCCAUGAUUUAUUCCCUGUGGUCUUCGUCUGUCUGCUAGGACUCUCUAACGGAUACCUGGGCACACUGCCCAUGAUCUACGGGCCCAAGGUGGUGCCACGGGAGCUGGCCGAGCCCGCUGGAGUGGCCAUGUCGUUCUUCCUGACUAUGGGGUUGGCUGUAGGCUCUGCCUUCUCUGUGCUUCUGGUCCACUGUAUCUGACUGCAUCUGAAAGCAGAGAUAAGCUCACAAAACAAACAGUGAACACAAACAAACACCAAAAUUGAGCAAGAUUUUUCACCGAACAUAAUCGAAAACAAGAACAAAAUCACUUUUAACUCUUUAAAAUUGAAACUUUAUUUUAAAAUGUGGUUUAACUGGCUAACAUUAUUAUUUAUAAUAAUGUUAUUCUGAUUCUGAUUUUUUUUACCACCAAAUUGGCCAAGAGCCGUCUAUCAAAUGCAAGUGAAUGUGAAGUUGAGCGUGGAAGAUUUUAGAUCUCUAAUCCUAAACCUAACCUCAAGGCAAAACCUACACCUACUCUUAACCCUAACCUUAAUGUUGUUGAUGAUCAACUGAGGAUCACCAGAAAGUUUGUUAAUGAUUUAAGUACCUGUAGAUCAUCUAUGGGGGACCAUCCAAAUAAAGUGUGACCCAUAUUUCUAGUAAUUUUAUUAGCCAAAGUCACAAUAUAAGUAACAUUAUUUGCUUUUUAAUUGGAUAAACUGCCAUUUUAAAUUUGUAGCUGCCUAUUUAAAUAACAUGAACCACAAAGUGCUACACCAAAGGAUUAGGAUAAGGAUGUUUAAUGCAAUGAAUGUUAUUUACAUUAUAAAAUUAAACAAAUCAGCCAAAAGCAAAGUAUUAAAUUGGCUGAUUGCCGACGGCAGGUCUGGGGCAAAAGUGUGCUGAUUCCGUUUAUGCAUCUGUAGUUAUUAUAAAUGCAACAGUGACUGACAGUAUUGCUUUUUAAAUAGACCUAAUAUGAGCACAGUAUGCUGUAUCAGGAGGAUGUUAUUAACCAUUGUUAUAUUUUUAUAUUUAAUUCACUGUUGUCACUGUGCAUAACACUGGACCAUAACCUGGAGUUGUUUCUGUUCAGAGCAAAAUAAGACAAACAACAUUUUGUUUCUAAUUCCUGAUUCUGUGAAAAUGAACUGGAACGACGUCAUAACCAGUUAACCACGUUUUAAAUGAGCUUUUACUCUGUUUUGUUUGAUUAUGUUGGGUGGAAAAUGUUGCUCAUUUCAGGUUUUGUAUUAUAAUCCCUAUCUGAAAGGAACAGUGACCCCCCCUCCGCCCUCCUCAGGCGCAGCAGUAGAGUUCCACUCAAAGACACACUAGUACACUAGCAACCUGUGUCCAGUCGAAAGCACUGCAGCGCUUGGAUGUUUAAAGGCUCUGUGUGCAGGAUUUCACAUGGUGACAGUUGUCCAAUUCAGUAUUGGUGUCCCAGCAUAGGCAGAGAGUUGUUUGAUUUAUUUUUGGGAGGACUGCAAUUCUUAUGUUUUAAUUAUGUUUAUUUUUAAUUAUGUGUAUUUCCUUAAAGAUAAAAAGUGACAAAAUUGCCAGUAAAUCCAGUAGCUCUGCUGUAACAGCCUAUGAGCAUUGAGUUUACUUUUUAACGUAGCACAAUUCUUUCUAACAUUUAAGAGACGUCUCAAUGUUUUAAUGAGUGCCCAUAGAUUUGUUACAUGUACCACGUGAACACUGACCUUCUCCAUUUAAAGUAGCAUAAAUUCUUGUGCAGCUCAUUCCUCUGUUCAAAGCUGUUUGGCUGAUUUUCCAUCAGAUUUAUCAAUCAUGAGAUUUGCUGGCAUGCACAUAACAGCUUCAUCCAGCCACAUGUGCAAGGCUAGAUUAACAAGGUAUUCAGAAAGUUGUUUAAAUGCUUAUUAACCCCUUUAAAUACCAGGCUUAUUACAUACUAAGGCUUAUUUUUCAGGAACUGCAGGAAUUUACUGCAAACUGAUUGAGCUAUUCUUAGGUUAUAAAAGUAUAUAAUAAAACUUUGGACUCACUGAUGGGUCCUGACCAUUUAAGGGUUAAUCUGGGCAAGGCUGAAAUAUUAGGGUGAAUAUAGAUAGUGUAGGGUCAGUAGGGUCCUUGGUGGAGGUGCGUACAUAUAUUUUCAGAAUUGAUAUGCUUUUUAAUUCUGAGGUCAGGAUUUGAUUUGAUUUUCAAAUUUGUUUUUAAAUGGUCUCGAUUCUACAGAGCUCUAAAUAAUCCACUAGACAAAUUGGUUUGGCUCAGAUUAUGAAUUCUCCAGCACCUGCCGCUCCGCCCUCUUACAAUCACAACCCCUAGAGUUUAGGAGUGAGCAGAGGAGUUUGAGCACGAGUAUGUGCAGAGCAUAAGCCCUGCCUGUCCUGUCAAGUUUAUUCUGAUAGCAUAAAUCCUGGGGCCGGUUUCUCAAAGCUUUAGGACCUAGAACCGCUCUGUGACCAGCUAGUAACCUUCCCUGUGCCUCAUUCUCAAAAGAACUCCAAGACCUCCUAAGGUAGUUGUGGCAUUAGCCCUGGUCUAAACCUUAGAAGGAAGGCAGAUCGUCUGCUGAUUUACUGUCUACCAAUGACAGACAGCUUUUCAAUAUGCACACAGCCAAUGGGAAGAGAGUGAGGAGGACCACAUGAUACAUCUUUGACCUUAGCUGAGGGCAACAUUAAUGAUGCUGAUUGAAAGUGGUAUCAAAUUAUAAAGUUCAGGUACAAAGGUUGAAUUUAUGAUCUGUGAGUUUUGGCAGUUGAUUCAAUGCGGUUCACAAUAAGUGGGAGUGUUCUCUUCUUAAUGUUCCUGAAAGAAAACACAUUUCCUGGUGUUAUCCUGCUAAGAUUGUGAAGUGGUCUUAAAUUUUACUACAGUCACACUCACAGAUGAGACCGGUGAUGUGGCGAAAUAGGCUCAAAAUCUUAUGGGAAUUGCUGGAGCAGCCAGUUUUGACCGAGGCUGGGAACUUACAAUGGUCCUAGUGUGUUAAGACUGUCCUAAGUGCUUUGAGAAUCCGUCCCUAGAUGUCUAGUUUUUGGUCAUUGACCGUGGUUUCUAAGAGAGACCCUUGGAAAAGGCAGAGGGGCGUAUUGGCCAUAUUGUUUAGUUUUGAUAUAUAGUUUUAAAAUUUCAUUAUAGAAAACACACAGUUCCGGUCCUAAAAUCUGAUUGGCUGAGCCGCUUUCGAAGCCGUUGUAAAAUCUGCGUAUACCACGCCUAUGACCGCCUCACAACAACUGAACUCUGUAUCACUGCGCCACAGCACGAAAACCCCUUCUGCUGUUAAUGGAUUCAUCUUUGACUCUAACGCUGAUCGCACGGAGCACCGAGUGCACUGAUGAAAUAAGAACCUGUUUUUGUUUAAACUGAGGGGCUGAAAACUUAUUUUGUUAUCUAGAACUAGGCUGGUCAGCUAGCCAGCAGGCUAGAAGACAGCAAACAUGCUAAACAACUCCAACAUUAAUAUCACAGGCUUGAAUUAAAGUACUCACGAUGUGAUUAACUGAAAACUGCAGUAUAAAAGGCUAAAGAAUGUCACCUGAAUGUCUUACACACUUCAAAUAUCUGUGUUUCAGUCAGAAGUCGCAUCAAACCCAGACUGAAUCCCAAACGGCUCCGUACUCCCUGGCUAAAUAGUGAGCUGUGUAACAUUAAGUUCAGAAAUUCUAGCUUCUGCUGUCAGAUAGUGACUGCCUGUCGAGAAUGAAUGUGGAUGAAUCCCAAAUGACCAAUUUUUUUGCGAUAUUUCACAUUGUUGGGCUGCAGGAGUAUUCAAACCUCUACGUAGUGCACUAUGUAGGGAGCAGGGAGCCGUUUGAGGUUCAGCCCCAGCGUGAGAAAAGUGGCGUCGUCAGACUGGCAGAAGACUCGCCGCGGUGAUUUGGUGACCAAAAAGUACUUAUAAACUGAAAGUGUUUGCAUCAAACUGUGCUAUCAUAUGUUCACUGUUAUACAAAAAAGGUUUUUAAACCAUCAUGAAAUGUCUGCAGUUUACAGCGAUGGGCGACCGAACGUUCUUCUCCUCAUUCAGCGGUCAGUGGUUGCUUAGCAACAAUAGCUUACCCUACUCCAAAGGAACUACAUUUCUUGGCGGCAUACAUGUUUAUGUUGAUUAUUCUUAAUAAUAACUUAAAUAAUUAUCUAAAACAUUGUGUAUUGUAGUACAUCUUAUGUUGGCCACUGUUUUAUAAAAGCAAUAAGCCACUUGAGGCAGUUACUGCGGUUUUAUCAGGGGAAAGGGAGUUUUAGGACACCCUUCCCUUGAUUAAAUCGCAGUAACCCAUGGCCUCUCGUGGCUAAUUGCUUUAGUAUGAUACUGUACUGAGACCAUCAAUUUCCUUCUUUUCUAGUGCUUGAUUUCUUUCACCAGUGUUGAAUUUCUAUGAAAACAUAAACCAGAUUCCUGCAAAGAGGCAGUCUUUAACAGGUACAUACCCUUUUGCAUUUUUUGAGUGCCUCAAAAUGAUUUUCCCUGGUCGUUGAGCUGCGAGCGAGAAAUCCUGCACAUAGUGAAGUGUUUGUGUCUAAAGUGAUGAUUAACCAUCCUGUGCUGCUCUGAGAGAUAGUAGGCGAUGGUCACUAACACUACAGAGCUUUUGGACACAGGCAGAAGCACAGGAUAAGAGAUAAAAGCAUGUGCAUUACUGCAUUUCACUGACAGGGGGCCAUAUCAGUUUCAUUACCAGCACAGAUCAUGUCAUAAAUCUUAGUCUUUUUUUAUUGUUUACAAAUUCUUGAUCUAAUUGUAUUGUUAUUGUUUUUUUAAACAGGUUUCGAAAUGAGUUUGAUAUGAAUGGUUUUUUUUUUUAAAGAAGAAAAGACUGUCAACAUAUUUUGUUGCCCAAAAGUCCAUUUUAAAGACGUGCUGCAGUGUUUUGUAUGAAACAUUUUGCAAAAUACAGUGAUUUUAAACUUGUAAGUUAGUAAUGAAAGACCUGGCUUUUGUUUUCAUUUCCUCUUUUACCUUCCCUUCCUCCCCUGUCCCUCUCCAUACUCGGUGAGGUGAGAACGUGCCCCCACAGGUACCCCUGUGAGCCUGGUCAGGAAGGGUUUGACGUUGCAUUGUUGUGCAGAUGAAUUGAGACGACUGAAGGAUUAAGUCUGUUGUUAUUCAGUACCACUCUUAACUCCAGAGACCAGCAGGAUGCUGUUUGGUUAAUGCAAAUAAUAAUGCCUCAAGACUUUUACUCACUGUAAAAUGGCAAAAAUAUCUGUCAUAUUUAUUCACAGCAAAUAAGGAUCAUUUUGUGUAUUGAUCCUGGUGAAAAGGCAGAUUCUUGAUGAGCAGAGCUAAUGGAAGUAAGCCAUACAUUUGUGGAAAAUGUCCAUGUUUACAUACUUUUGUGUUUUGAUUCAUAAGUUUACAACAACAAUAAUGUAAAAUGUACUUCGGCAUGAGGCCAAUAGUAAAUGUAUGCAGUAUUACUUGUGGUGUUGAUUCUCUAAGUGAAAAUAAGUGAACACAUCCUCUACAGUGAACAUGCUUCUGCACAUUUUAAUACACAAUUAC
Molecule: messenger RNA, 7259 nt
Organism: Colossoma macropomum (tambaqui)
Lineage: Eukaryota; Metazoa; Chordata; Actinopteri; Characiformes; Serrasalmidae
Gene: slc29a3
Product: solute carrier family 29 member 3
Biological process (GO): nucleoside transmembrane transport
Cellular component (GO): Golgi apparatus; plasma membrane
Molecular function (GO): nucleoside transmembrane transporter activity
Source: RefSeq, a predicted model, not a curated record